UUCAGGAAUGCGAACUACCAUUGAAGUCUACAUAUUUAGAUCACAUGUCAUGAAUUCUACGUUCUGAAGUGAUUGGACAUUAUUCAUCCUGAAGAAGGCCACAGUGGUCGUUGAAAAUUUGAUCCAUGUACACGCAUGGAACAAGAUUGAUGUCACCGUUCGCAACAUAGGAGCUGUGUCGUCACACCAGUCCGACUUAUUGUCUUUCAAACAGCUUCUUGUGAAAUCUACUGUUGAUAGAUUCAGACGCCACUUUGCAUCCGAUAACCUCUGUACCUGGUCUACUGCAUGUACCCGCUUUGCUAUGGUGGUGGCCCCGGAUGACAGUCCCGCACCCUUUGCAGGCUGCCCCUCCUCAUACACCCGUCGCGAGAACAAGUGCUUCACGCUCUACACACGCCCCCUUGCGAAAUCUAGCUGCGCCGCAGACGGGGCGGAACUCUUCAACAUCCGCAGCCGAGAAGACAACGGAUGGUUGGUCCAAAGGAUCAGGCGCCACAUGAGAGACGAUGUGUCCUCUGCCUGUGCCGCUGUAACAAUGAAGACCGACAACUAUUACGACAUACGACUAGAUGGGUAGUGGCCCUUCCGAAUGGGACAAUGUACGCUCGAUCACACCUAACAUUAGUAUUGAGAGGUUGUUAAGGGAACGUCUUCUGGAUGAUAGAACACCCCAUGUUUCCGUUCGUGAAAUGUUAUAGAUAUUGUUAUUCUUACUUUUGUAUGGCCUGUAUUUUUCUUUUGUGAAAGCGAAAGAAAAAAAGCAAACACUUUGGGGGGUCUUUCGAUUCUCCCAUCCCCGAAAAGACAGAUCUUUGGCAUUUUGACACGUUGGCCCCUUUUCCGAUGCGGCCAGGAGCGGUAUUGCAGAUAAGGCUAUAACUCUUGAGGUGCAUGGUGCUUGACUACAUUUGGGGACGAAUUUACCCAAGAUUUGAAUAUAAGCUACCUGUUGAGCUGAUGUUGAAAAGGGCUACCGUAUUAUA
Messenger RNA from Branchiostoma floridae (Florida lancelet), 986 nucleotides. RefSeq lists its product as uncharacterized. NCBI's taxonomy places the organism in Eukaryota, Metazoa, Chordata, Leptocardii, Amphioxiformes, Branchiostomatidae. The record is from RefSeq and is a predicted model, not a curated record. The transcript has 4 exons. Bases 305 to 580 code for a protein of 91 amino acids.